This is a messenger RNA of Myotis brandtii (Brandt's bat), 794 nucleotides long. RefSeq names its product tumor necrosis factor receptor superfamily, member 14 (gene TNFRSF14). The transcript has 5 exons. Gene Ontology annotation, biological process: positive regulation of cytokine production involved in immune response; positive regulation of T cell migration; defense response to Gram-negative bacterium. Gene Ontology annotation, cellular component: external side of plasma membrane. Gene Ontology annotation, molecular function: protein binding. The record is from RefSeq and is a predicted model, not a curated record. Bases 165 to 794 code for a protein of 209 amino acids. NCBI's taxonomy places the organism in Eukaryota, Metazoa, Chordata, Mammalia, Chiroptera, Vespertilionidae.
UGUGGGGCGGGCCCCCUGUGGGUGUUGGAGGAAACCGAAGCCAAGAUCAGUUUGUUCUCUUUCUCUUUGGGAGGAGCCACAGCAGCUGCGAGGUCAAGAAUGAGCCCGUCUGUCCCGCCGGCCGUCUGUCCUGCCGGCCGGAGUCCCGAGGCCGCGGUCAGGGAAUGAGGGUCCCGGGGGUGGUCAUGCAUCCUCUGCCGGGCUGGGGGCCACCCCCCUGCAGCCCGACGCCCACGGCUGACUUCCUGAGGCUGGCCCUGAGCCUCCUCCUUCUGACAGCCCUGCCCUGCGCACUGGGGCAGCCCUUGUGCAAAGAGGGGGAGUUCCAGAAGGGGGCCUUGUGCUGCCCCAAGUGCUGGCCAGGCUACCGGGUGCAGGAGGCCUGCGGGGAGUUCAGGGGCACAAUGUGUGUGGCCUGCACGCCGGGCACCUACACUGCCCACCUCAACGGCCUGCCCGAGUGUCUGCCGUGCCGCGUCUGUGACCCAGGUGAGACCAGGAGCCCCUUGGGUCUCGCCUCUGCGUCCGGCAGCUCCGGGCCUAUGUUCCGGCUGAGCCUGGGCUGCGGCCGGUGCAGUGGCCAAUUCGCCUGGGAAGCGACGCCUGGGACCAGCAGCUCAGACGUGACAUGCUCCCCCUGGGGCCCCGUCAUCAUCAUCCUCAGCGUCAGCGUCAUCCUCGUCAUCACUGUCAUUUCUGUGCUUGUGCUCAUGUCCAUCAGGGACAGAAGGUCACGUGCGUGUGAGGCCCUGGCCCAGGGCGCUCCUGCCCCCACCCGCCGCCCCGGGCCCUGA